Molecule: messenger RNA, 2344 nt
Organism: Boeremia exigua
Lineage: Eukaryota; Fungi; Ascomycota; Dothideomycetes; Pleosporales; Didymellaceae
Exons: 1
Coding region: 184-2289 (701 amino acids)
Source: RefSeq, a predicted model, not a curated record
CGUUUGUUCACAAUGAUCACAUUCCCAGCACACAUAAGGCUUGAUUGUAGUGUGUGUGGAUGUUCGUUCGACCCAACGUAACCAUCUCAAUUAAAUUCCUUCUAUUAGUUCACCAAUGAAAUAUCGUUGUGUCCGCUGGCAGCAUCGUAAAACUUCGAGGACUGGAAUUCUUUAGCGCUAGCCAUGUCGAUAUUCGACGCGACCACUGCUCGAUCUAAUUUCUUCAAGAGUCCAGAAUGGUUGGGAUUUCCUCACGAAGGCUAUAGAGUUGGUCCUCUGCAGACCUACAUUUCCAGUCGACGGGAAAACAAUACACUCAAGAUUGCGGAGACGACAAAAGAAUCAGUGCUGAAAGCCGCGGCAGAAUACCAGAGUUUGCUCACGUUCGGCCUCUUGGAAUCCGUGAUUGAGGCUCCAGUGGCAGAAGAUAUGGUUUUGGAGAGGAAUCCAAAUGGAAAGCUGUUCAUGACCACGAAACAUCUUGUCACAAUAAUCCGGGAUUGGCUGUAUCGAAUAGACCAGGCUCAACCAGAUGCAAGAAAAUCCUGGUUGGAGCGGACCAACGCCAACCUCCGCGUAGCCAAUUCUCUGAUGGUGUCUUUUGCAACAAGGGACUUCUGGGUAUUUCGACCUCUUGGCGACAUGUCACCUUCAAUGGUUUGCUUCAUCGUCAUGGUUGCCGAAGCAUUGGAAAGCGCGCGUUCGAGAUUGGUUCCAACGUCUGGAGUCCGACUGGAAGGCUUUUCCUGGUCCAUGAUAUGGACACCAUCACAUAAAGAUGCCUUGCGUAAAUCGAUGCAUUCGGACGGGUGGUGCCCUCAUACCGUAGAAUACCUUGUCAGCGCAAGACUGGUGUCCUCGUUGAAAUACGCGUACGACCACAGACCAGCGGAAACUAACAGACACCAUGAACACUGCAGCCAAAAAUCAUGUGUCGCAUACGAUGUAGACAUAGAUAACUAUACCUCCAAGCAUACGGAUGAAUGCAAAUGUCUACAGACGCUGCUGAAAAGACCCUGCGAGUACGUCAAACCUGAUCUGGACCAGGUUGUCACUUACAUAUCCCAUGGACAUGUUCCCGUUGUUUCCCUUGACCCUGGUGGACUUCAAGUCCACAAGUCAUCGGAAAUAUCUUAUGUUGCUAUAUCCCAUGUGUGGGCAGACGGGCUAGGAAGUAAUUCGGAAACCGGACUUCCUCUCUACCAGCUACGACGCCUGGACAGCCUCGUUUCUACCCUACAGCAAGGCGCAGCUUUCUGGAUCGAUAGCUUAUGUAUCCCAGGUGCCCAAGAGCCUCGCAAAAAGGCAAUCAAGAUGAUGUCUCGAACGUACGAGGCGGCGGAAAGGGUCCUGGUUCUAGACAGUAGUCUGGAGUCAAUGGAGUCUACGGAGCCGAAAGGCGUAAAGCUAUUACGCACGCUGACUUCGGGGUGGAUGAGGCGUCUCUGGACACUCCAAGAAGCCGUACUAGCCAAGAGACUCUUCUUCCAGUUUUCUGAUGCGCAACAAGAGAUAUCAAGUCUGCUAUCUUGCAGUUUCGACAUGCUGUUAUUCCCGCAUGAAACUGAUCUGGCAAUUGAGCUGUUUCGUUUGACGAAGAAAGUUAGCUAUGGUGCUUAUGAAAUUGGCGACGUUGCGCGGUCGCUUCGAUGGAGAAGGACAAGCCGAGGGUCAGACGAAACACUUGCCAUUGCAAGCCUCCUGCGUCUGGGUAUCUCUAGACUUCUAGACGUUGCUCCGGAACAACGAAUGUGCCAGCUUUUCCAGGAUCUUUACAAAAUUCCACGUAACGUAUUGUUUCUCAACGGGCCAAAAAUGAGCAGUCCAGGGUUCCGGUGGGCUCCUCCUUCAUUCAUGGCAGCCCACGGCGGUAGUGAAGGGGGAGUACAGCUAUCAGCAGCCUUGAACGAUGCAAUAUGUACAUCUAUCGGUCUCCGAGCAAGUUACCAAGCGUUAGUCUUCCCAGAGAUGACACUUGGGGUAAACGGCCCUUGGGGGGUGCGAGACCCGCGAGCCAAUCGGUUAUAUGAGAUACGCGAUUUGCCACUAGCAAAGAGCUACCAGUGCAAUAUGCUAUUAUUUCCGGACUCCAUUGCAGCCGGCAAUGCCUCUCCAUGUGUGGGCGUGCUACAACGUCCCAGUUCAGUGGAAAAACAUGCAGAUGGUUCAUUCACUGUGCACUGCGAAUACAAGGCAAGAUUAGUUAUAGUUAACGUUGCAGAAGAGGACGGAAGAACGCGCAUGGUGGAUUCAACACUGUCUGGGGGUUUGAAAGUAUGCGUAAGCUAGGUCUAAUGUUGGAGAAGGAAUUUGACGUGGAGAUAGUCAUCCUCGAAAACAACAC